Messenger RNA from Lolium rigidum, 1194 nucleotides. RefSeq lists its product as uncharacterized. NCBI's taxonomy places the organism in Eukaryota, Viridiplantae, Streptophyta, Magnoliopsida, Poales, Poaceae. Gene Ontology annotation, molecular function: polysaccharide binding. The transcript has 4 exons. The record is from RefSeq and is a predicted model, not a curated record. Bases 1 to 1194 code for a protein of 397 amino acids.
AUGGGUGCAAAGUUCUUGGGCACCGAUGCUGAAAUUCUGCACACAGGUGCAAAAAUUAGCCCACGGUCGCAAAACUUUAGCCUAUGGAUGCAACAUUUCUCCAGGCGGUUAACGACACUUCUUUUAAAUGCGAAGAAGCUCAAGCUACCAGCUCUCGCUAACCUUGCCAUUGCACAUUGCACUGCGCCACUCCACUUCAGUGAUAUGGAGAUGCAUCAUCUCCACCUCCAUGUCCUGACGCUCGUUCUACUCAUCUCAUCGCGUCCAUCCUCCAUCGUCGCCGGCGGGCUCUGCCGCGACAGCUGCGGCGACGUCCCGGUGCGCUACCCGCUGGGCAUCGACGACGGGUGCGGUAGCCCGUACUACCGCAGCAUGCUCACCUGCACCGACAACACCACGCUCCGCCUCCGCACCCCGUCCGGCACGUACCCGGUCUCCGGCGCCGACUACGCGGACCCGCACCUCGUGGUCACCGACCCGUCCAUGUGGACGUGCGCGCGGCCCUUCACCUCCGUCCACGCCGCGCCAUUCAGCCUGGACACCAGCACCCGCUUCACGCUAUCCCCGAGGAACGACCACCUCUUCUUCAACUGCGACGAGGACCGCGUCAUCGUGGCGCCCCGGCCGGCGGUCUGCGACCGGUACCCGGACCGCUGCGACUCGGCGUGCGACAACGCCGGCUACCUGUGCCGGAACCUGCCGGGCUGCCGCGACGCGCUGGACGAAGGGAACAUGACCUGCUGCACGUACCAGCCCCGCGCGGCGGAGUCGCUGCGCACGAUGAUGCGGCACUGCGAGGCGUACACCACCGUGUACUGGCGCGCGGUCGGGGACAAGUUCCCGCCCUACGACCAGGUGCCCGACUACGGCGUCCGGGUGGACUUCGAGAUCCCCGUCACCACGCGCUGCCUGCAGUGCCAGGACCGGCGGCGCGGCGCCAACGGCACCUGCGGGUUCGACCCGCUCACCAGGGACUUCGUCUGCAUCUGCGGCGAUGGCCGGAACUCCACCACCGACUGUGCAGAUAUUGGCGGAUCAGGGCAUGGGGCAUCAGCCGGGGUUGUAGCUGCGAGCGUCGUGUUCUCGAUCUCGGCAGCGAUCGGCAUCGGGGGGCUCGUGAUGUACAUUCGCAAGAUGAGAUCCAACAAAGUGGUCACCUGCGGCGUCCAGAGCAACGAAAAUAGAUUCUUCUAA